Spodoptera litura is the source of this 4220-nucleotide messenger RNA. It is a transcript of the gene Tbh, whose product is annotated as tyramine beta hydroxylase. Gene Ontology annotation, biological process: norepinephrine biosynthetic process; octopamine biosynthetic process; dopamine catabolic process. Gene Ontology annotation, molecular function: copper ion binding; dopamine beta-monooxygenase activity. NCBI's taxonomy places the organism in Eukaryota, Metazoa, Arthropoda, Insecta, Lepidoptera, Noctuidae. The record is from RefSeq and is a predicted model, not a curated record. Gene Ontology annotation, cellular component: secretory granule membrane.
UGUGCUGUGUUCCAGAACAUAAAUGUUACCUAUUUUUGAGUUAAAGGCAUAAUACCAUAGUCGAUCCUACGCACAUUUUAACGAUUUUCUUUUUGGCAGAAAAGGACAGAUAUGAAAACACGCCGGUAGUCAUAGACUCAGAAACAUAACCUCAAAACGUAACUCGAAUCAAAACUUUUACGAAAGUAAAUAGUGAGUUUAUUUAUUUUGUUUGCUUUAAAGUUUUAAGAAUGGCAGAGGAAAAUGGUACAGUCGGUACUGUUGACGAAGUUCUCAAAGUCAAAGAAGAACAAGUUGAAGAAGAAUAUGCGUAUUUAGAUCGAGGAGGUUUCUCUUCAGAAAAGUUUAAAAUUGAACUGCGUGGUUUGCCCAAAUUUUAUGGAAUAGCGGAACUAAAAAAGUUAAUGAACCAGAAACUAGGGUUAAAAACAAGUAAAAUCAAAAGGCCAAGGAAUGGCAGCCAGUGGCUGUAUGCAUGCUUCCAAAAUGAUGAGGAUCGGAAGAGUGCAGUUGAGGCGCUCAAUGGUUAUUCGUGGAAGGGAAAGACUCUAAUAGCUGAAGAAGCAAAACCAGCUCCAGAUCCAUUAGUUAGGAAGAGAAAGCAAGAUGACGAAGUGGGUCAGAAUAAGAAGAAGAAAGAGGAGGACAAUAGAAGUCAAGUGCAGAAGUUGAAGGAUGCCACCACUCCUUACUGGAACAUUGAUUAUGAGGAACAGUUAAAACUGAAAGAAAAGGAAAUAAAGCAGAUACUAAUGAAGUUUGACAAUGAAAGAUGGAAGAUAGACAAGAACAGACGUAAUGACAUUGAAGCAAACAGAAAGAUUCACAAUGGCCUGAGUUUUGAACUGAGGCCAAUCCAGAAGUCUCCGGUAACAAUGGGAUAUAGGAAUAAAUGUGAGUUCACAGUGGGGUAUGAUGAGGAGACCAAGUUGCCCACUGUAGGGUUCAGGUUGGGCAGCUAUGUGACUGGCACUGUGGCUGUCGGACCUAUACAAGAAAUGAUUCAUAUCUCUGAGAAUACUAAGAAGGCUGUUUUGCUGUUUCAAGACUUCGUCCGCAAAUCAAAGAUGGCGCCGUUCUCUCCAGCUGAUUACACAGGCUACUGGAGGUUCCUCACUGUAAGGGACUCCACUUCCACUGGUGACGUCAUGCUUAUUGUUGUAAUGCAUCCUCAGAAUCUUACAGAAGAAGAAAUAGAUCAGGUGAAAAGGGAUUUAAUCGAACAUUUUAAUUCCGAGGAAGCUGUCGCGUGUGGGAUCAAAUCUCUAUAUUUUGAACUUGUUGUCAAAAAACGAGUGGGCGAGGAUGGAGCUAAACCAGUACAUCUAUCAGGGUCCACACAUAUCAUCGACACUAUACUUGGCAAACAGUUCAGGAUAUCGCCCGAAGCAUUUUUCCAGGUGAAUACAGCGGGUGCUGAAGUGUUAUACCAAAGCGCGAUCGAGCUGAGCCAAGUGCAGAAGGAUUCUACGGUUCUCGAUAUAUGCUGCGGUACUGGUACUAUUGGACUAUGCUUUGCUCCGCACUGUGGCAGAGUAUUAGGCUUGGAGAUGAUAACGGAGGCGGUGAAGGAUGCGAGGGCAAAUGCCGAGCUUAAUAGUAUACAGAACUGUGACUUCUUCGCCGGCAAGGCCGAAGAUAUACUGACGUCGGUACUCGCCAGGGCUGAUGGGGACGAUAUUAUUGCUAUUGUGGAUCCACCUAGAGCCGGAUUACACAUGAGAGCAGUGACACAGCUAAGGAACACACGUAAAGUGACUCGCCUGGUCUACAUAUCGUGUAGUCCAUCAUCAGCCGUGAAGAACUUCGUGGACCUCAGCCGGCCAUCCUCCAAGACAUUGAGGGGAGCGCCCUUCGUGCCAGUACGCGCUGUACCCGUCGACAUGUUCCCGCAGACUAAGCAUGUAGAAUUGGCUAUAUUGUUUGAAAGAGAGGAAUCUCCGGCUCCGGUAGAAGAAUCAAAAUCAGAAGACGCCGUACAAGAGGACGCGUCAAGUCAAGAAACAAGUGAAACAGCAGAUGUAGAUAGGCAAGGAAAUGAUGAUAAUAAUGUAGCGUACUAUAUAUCUUUGCAUAGUUGUGGAGCUAAGGGAUCUUCUCAUUGUCUAUCCGACUGUCGGACUAAGCGGUCAGGUCUAGGAUCCAAGCAAUGUGCUAAAAACCACCGUCUCGCAAUGGUGCUAAAGUGCUUAGUAACAAUUUUAUCCCUAUAUGUGUGUUUUCAUUUCUCGUUUACGUUCAAGAGUAAUGAUGGCUAUAUAGCAGAAAGUGAAUCAGUCUUGGAUCCGAAUGGAGAUUUCUUACUUAAAUGGCAGAUCAAUUAUGCAAUCAGGAAAAUUCAGUUCCAACUAGUUAUAUCGGAUAAGGCUCCUACGUUCUACUGGUUUGCUUUGGGCUUCUCUGAUAGAGGAAGCCUGAACAAUUCUGAUGUCUGCGUGUUUUGGACAGAUUAUAAGGGGAAACAUCAUUAUGAGGACAUGCAUGCUGAUGAUGAAGGGAAAUUGUUACGGGAUUCCCAGCAAGACUGUGGCAACUUCCACCCCGACCCUGACUCUUGGAGCUUCCUAUUUGAAAGGUUUUUCGACACCUGUGAUGAUGACGACUAUAUUGUUGAGGACGGUACGGUCCACAUAGUUUGGGCUCACGGGACCGACAAGUUGUUCUCGUCCAAGGGUCUCUGCCUCACUUGCACCCCACCACACGACCAUGGCUUCAUCAGAGUGCGUCUCUUCACUCCAGUGGGGCUGAAACAAGUUACUGAUGCGUACCAACUACGUAUAACUAACAAGGACCUUAAAGUCCCUGGAGCCGAUACCACCUACUGGUGCCAUGUUGUCAAGCUUCCGGAGUUUGUUACGAAGAAGGAUCAUCAUAUUAUACAGUUCGAAUCCACUAUAACCAAAGGCAAUGAAGGUCUAGUGCAUCAUAUGGAAGUAUUCUACUGUGACGCUGACCCUGACAAGGAGAUACCGCUGUAUGAAGGCAACUGUUUCGCUCCGAACCGACCAGAAAUCACUAAGACAUGUUCCAAGGUAAAAGCGGCUUGGGCAAUGGGAGCUCCUCCCUUCGUGUAUCCAAAGGAGGCCGGCCUGCCUCUCGGAGGACCGAAAGCAAACAAAUUCAUUAUGCUCGAAGUGCACUACAAUAAUCCGGAAAUGAGGAAAGACUGGGUUGACAGUUCAGGUAUAAUUCUCCACAUUUCCGGCGAAAAACGAAAAUACGAUGCGGCUAUCAUGGAACUCGGGUUGGAGUAUACGGACAAAAUGGCGAUUCCUGGAAGGCAGAAAGCUUUUCCUUUGACGGGUUAUUGUAUUCCACAGUGUACGGGUGUGGGUCUACCACCAGACGGUAUAGUGGUCUUUGGCAGUCAGUUACACACGCACUUGACAGGCGUAGCGGUUUGGACGAGGCACUCGCGUCAAGGCGUGGAACUACCCUACCUCAACAGGGACGUACACUACUCCACACAUUUCCAAGAGAUUAGGAUUCUACACAGACCUGUAAAUGUUUUCCCCGGAGAUUUCCUAGAAACGACUUGUAUUUACAAUACGGAGGAGAAGGACAACGCUACUAUCGGUGGUCACGCGAUCACAGACGAGAUGUGUGUCAACUAUAUUCACUACUACCCCGCCACACAACUCGAGGUCUGCAAGAGUGCUGUCUCUAACGCUGCUCUAGAAAGCUACUUCAAGUUUGAGAAACGUUGGGACAACAUGUCGAUCUCGUACACAGCGUCCCCCCGCAACAACUACCUCGCCAUCAAGCCUUGGACACACCUCCGAGCUAGCUCUCUGCACGCCCUCUAUACUGACUCUCCGAUAUCCAUGCAAUGCAACAAGUCCGAUGGCAGUCGAUUCCAGGGCGACUGGGAAGGAAUAUGGAUACCAAAGAUCAAGUUGCCCCUGCCAGCUGAACAAAGGAUAUGCCCUGAUAUGACGAUUAAAAAAUAAGUAAAAGUAAUGUAAUUUAAACAUGCGUUAGAUUUAAGGAUUACAUGCAAUAAAAUAUCUGUUUUUGAAAUGCUGAAAGUACCACAAAAUCUACUGUAAAAUCUAGCAACUCUCUGAUUAUUUGGGGUCAACUUAAAAGGUAAUGUAAUCCUCCUCCAGGACCAAGUCUCGACAAUGAUUAUGGGGUGUGGUCGCUGAGUUAGAAACACAAUCAAUAAAUUUUCACCAUAAUUGCAAUAAAAUAAGGUUGAAAAUUGAUUAAAAAAAUUA